AUGUCCUCGAACAAUCCAUUGCCAUUAGGAGACUUUUCAAAGAUCUCAGCACUUCCAGGUGUGAGUCCAAUUCCUCAACAGCAAGGUCAGGAAUCAUUUUGGUCAUCCAAUCCAAUCUCGUCAUACUUAAUUACCGCCUACAACAAUGUCCAAGCUCAUAGAAAAUCCCUAUCAUUGGUUAAUCCAGGUACUAUGGAGAACUUGAACAAGGAAGUGUCACGUGACGUGUUUUUGACGCAGUACUUCUUUACUGGUCUAAGAGCUGAUUUGAACAAGGCAUUCUCUUUGAAUCCUGCUUUCCAGACUUCUCACACUUUCUCAAUGGGGUCUGAGAACCUUCCAAGUUAUGCUUUCUCUGCACUUUUUGCUAAUGAUGACCUUUUCAUGCAGGCUAACGUUGACAACGACUUAUCGCUAUCUGGUAGAUUGCAUUACGGUUGGGACAAAAACAACGUGUCGAAGGUAACUUUGCAAGUUUCGCAGGGUCAACCUACGAUGUGCCAGUUGGAGCAGGACUUCCAAGGCUCCGAUUUCUCAUUAAACUUUAAGUCCUUAAACCCAUCAUUCGGUGCUAACGGCGCUUUUGCAGGUGUUGCCGUCGGUUCCAUUUUGCAAAGUAUCACACCACAAUUAGCAGUUGGUCUUGAAGCUGUGUACUCCAGAGGUCAGGCGUCAAUGCCUGCUGACGCCGCUGUCUCAUACGCGGCCCGUUAUGUCUCUUCUAAACAGGAUUGGAUCUUUUCUGGACAGUUGCAAGCUAAUGGUGCAUUGACUGCUUCUUUCUGGCGUAAGGUUGCUUCAAAUGUUGAAGCCGGUCUUGAGUCCACUUUACAGGCUUCCAUGAACCCUAUCAUGGACCCUGUCAUCGGGCAACCAAUUGGUAUCCAGCCUACCAUCGAAGGUGUUACCACCAUUGGUGCAAAGUACGAGUAUAGACAAUCUGUAUUCCGUGGUUCUAUCAACUCCAACGGUAAGGUCGGAUGUUUCUUGGAACGCAAGAUUAUACCAACAUUAUCCGUUUUGUUCUGUAGUGAGAUCGACCAUUUCAAGAACGAAUCCAAACUUGGUUGUGGUUUGCAAUUUGAGACAGCCGGUAGUGAGGAACUUUUGAUGAUGCAACAAGGUUUAGAUGCUAAUGGUAACCCAUUGCAAGGACCUCCUGCUUGA
Molecule: messenger RNA, 1167 nt
Organism: Eremothecium sinecaudum
Lineage: Eukaryota; Fungi; Ascomycota; Saccharomycetes; Saccharomycetales; Saccharomycetaceae
Gene: TOM40
Product: TOM complex pore protein TOM40
Exons: 1
Coding region: 1-1167 (388 amino acids)
Biological process (GO): protein import into mitochondrial matrix
Cellular component (GO): mitochondrial outer membrane translocase complex; mitochondrial outer membrane
Molecular function (GO): transmembrane protein transporter activity
Source: RefSeq, a predicted model, not a curated record